This is a messenger RNA of Ustilago hordei, 3306 nucleotides long. RefSeq lists its product as uncharacterized. Gene Ontology annotation, cellular component: COG complex; membrane. NCBI's taxonomy places the organism in Eukaryota, Fungi, Basidiomycota, Ustilaginomycetes, Ustilaginales, Ustilaginaceae. Gene Ontology annotation, biological process: intra-Golgi vesicle-mediated transport; Golgi organization; protein transport. The transcript has a single exon. The record is from RefSeq and is a predicted model, not a curated record. Bases 1 to 3306 code for a protein of 1101 amino acids.
AUGGCCGCUGCCGAUGCUGCGACUGGUUCCACGUCGCAAGCUCACAACCGCGAGGCCAGCAUCUCCGACGGCCUCCAUCGCCUCGACGACAGCACCACGCGAGAACCGGUAGCGUUUCCUUCGCUCACCCCUCUCUCACACCAUCUCGAACUUCUCUCGCCCGUCCACACCUCUAACUUCUCCGUAGACGAAUUUCUAGUAUCUCGCACCAAGGCAUCGGAUCUCAACUUUAUCCUCGGCGAUCUCCGCAGCUACAGCGAGAAGCUCAAGGAUGAGCUCUAUUCGAUCAUCAAUGAGGACUACAAGGACUUCGUAUCCCUCGGCAGCAGUCUCAAGGCUGAAGCACAUCGUAUCGCUCGUCUUGGCUGGAGCAGAUCUUCUCGACCUUUGGACAAUGAUGAAGAGAAGGAGCAGCAGCAGGAUGGUCCGCCGCCGCAAGGGCUGAUGGUACCAGUGCGAGACACGCUGCUCGCGUCGAGAAGCAUGCUCAAGAGCGUACAGGAUGAUAUUGCAGACUCCAUCAGGCGGAAAGAGGAUGCGACGAGCCACAAGGCAAGGUUGGAGCUGAUGCUGCAGUUGCAUGAUUCGAUUGUGAGGUUGGAAGAUUUGCUGUUGAUACAGCCGGAGAAAGGCAAAGGCGGUGGGAGGAGGAGGUCUUCACGUGCCGUAAGAAGGCCUUCGGUGAUGAGUAUCGGCUCAGUGGGAGGGCGAAGGGACAGUCUGGCCUCUGUAGCGUCCGGCUCGGAUCAGGACCUGAGUGACUAUGCCAUGUCGUCUGAUUACGACAAGGACAGCGAGAGCGACGACGAUGCCUCUUCCUCUGAAGAAGCUCAACCAGCACACACAAACGGUGAUGCCUUUCAGCCAAAACAAUCGAGACGCAAGAUCAUACGCCGACUCUCUUCAGCCGCACAUCAUCCACACACUACCCCAGAUCGCGCGUCACUCUCGCCGAGCCGCACCCGAACCCAGUCAGGCACUCUUGCAGGUCCCUCCACUUCCACCUCAGCAUCCUCCUCCCUCCUCGGCUUACCGCAACGCAUCGCCCGCACAUCCGCCGAAUACUCUCGCCUCCGCUUCCUCCACCGUCGCAUCGACGAAGAGAACCUCACAGACUUCGCAGACGCCCUUGCCGACCGCAUCGACAGUAUCCGCUCUGUUCUGCGGCAAGACCUCCGCACGCUUCUUCGAGCUCUCCUCACCUCGCCGCACUCGCUCUUGCUUUACGGUCGUAGCAGCGCGCUUCUCCCUUCUUCGCCAGAAUUGCGCAAGUCGCGACCGAGCGCAAGAGGUGCACGGAGAGCGAGCUUCUUGCAGAGUCUGUCGACCAAGCCAGCACCAUCAGCGAUAGUGGACAGUGCAGUGGAUGAGUUGGAUGCAUGGAGUCAGAUCGCAGAGCCUGUGGUUGAAGAAGGGGAGAAAGAGGUCGAAGCUGCAUAUUGGGAAGCAAGGUUAGAUGAACAGAGGUCGUGGCUUGAGAUGGCUCUGUCUACGUUGAAUACGCUGACACUAGUACGUAGGGAUGAGCAGCAGAAAGGAGAGAGCAAGAGGAGGAAUGAGGCUGAAGAAGCUGUCCGAGAUCUGUUGGUCAGUGAUUGGGCUGCGAAGAACAUCAUUGAUAAGCCACCAGCAGAUGACACAACCGAUACAGAAGCCUUCUGGAGCGGGUUGCCAGAGACACUUCGGUCCCAACUGCAGGAGCACCACACACACGUGCAAUCCCUUCUUCUCGCCUCAUCAAGCUCGACACCUUCCAUUCAGCUAUCGAAUGUUUACAACUCGAUCCUCACCUUUGUCGCUUCUGCGGCAUGGCACGUUACCGAUGCAUCUCGCGAGAUCUCGCUCCAAACUUCUUCUGCCUGUACCACUGACCUGGACGGCACCACCACUUCCCCUGCCGAAAGAGAAUCGCAAUGUGACAUAUUCACCAACGUCAUCUGGGACGAACUCUCCAGGCAUCUCCUCACCACCCUGGGCAAUACAAUCUUUUUUGUCGGUCAAACAGAUACUUUCUACUCGAAUUUCACACUGACUAACACCUUUCUUCAGCGGUUGCUCUCUCUCGCGCCGACUCAGGAAGCCAAAUUGGCAGUGCAGGAUCAUCCGAAUUGGCUAGCAUUCAAACGGAGGUGGCAAUUACCUGUCUACUUCCAGAUGCGGUUUAGGGAGGUGAUUAGCACCCUGGAAGCUGCAUUUGCUGAAGGGAGAGCUAAAGUGGAAGAGCAGGCGGGUGGGAAAUUGAUGAAAGCAACACAAGCAACGCUUGCAGCAAUAGAAAAGCUUUGGUCUGAGGGUGUACACAUUCAUGAGCUCUCUGCGCGCGAGUGGAGAGUGACACUUCAGAUCCUAAGUAGGUACAAGAGUUGGAUCGAAGAGCAGUCUCCUGCUGAGUUGGGUGGUAUGGCUAGUAAUCGCAACCUUGAUGCGUUGCGGUCUACUGGUGGAGGGGGGUCAGGUGAAGGCUCGGGUAGGAGUAGCUUUGAUCAAUCGCAGCAGCAGAGAGUGGGGUCGAUGGAGCUUUCUCGUGUGGGAACUCCUCAAUCUGCCCCUGAUCUUUCUUCUGAACAACAUGAAGAUGAACAGCUGCAACUUGCGAUUGAGCUACUUGCUGAUUCGCUUGCACUGCAGGAAAGAAUGGAGGCGAUGUUGGAUCAUGUUAUUUUCCCUCGUAUCACAUCUGACAUUUCUGCGCAUAGUCAAGAUCUUUCGUCGUUGCGAGAGGAUCUAGCAGCAGUGUUACGCGAAGAAUCAAUGGACUUUAUCUCUCCCGGUCUCGUCUCGGCUGUUGGUCGAUUGGUAUACAAGAUCAUCACUCCAAGGUCAGCUGCACCCUUACGACUGCUCCGAUCGUAUUCGACGCCCUCCUACCGCCCUUCCUCGACCUCGGGAAGUAGAGCAGCAUCAGUGCAAGUCAUCGAACAACUCUUGCAACCUCUGGAAACCUUGCUCUCCCUCGAACCCCUCCAAUCCAUCCCCACGGAAAUCAAACGAAGCUGGAUAUCGAAAAUCCUAAACGAGACCUUGCAAAGAUACACCAACACAAUCGAAACUAUCAACAAAAACCAACAAAGUUUGCUCAGGCUCAAGAAGAGUCAAACCGGUGGACUUCUCGGAGGACUGUUGAAAUCCACUCCCGAUCCCAAAACAGACCGAGAGGCAGAAAAGAACAUGAUCGAGACCAACAAACAGGCCCUAUCGACAUUUGAAAACAAGGUCAAAGCCCUACAGCUCGAAAUCGAUCUAGAAAAAUCGCAAGGCUGGAACUCACUCAAGAGCUUUGUAGAAGCUCAAGUCGAUACACCAUAA